GAUUCCAGCAGGGCACAUUGCUGGGUGCCGGGGUGCUGGGCUGCAGGGAUCAGAGGCACAGGGUGCUGGGUGUCAGGAAGCUACAUUGCAGGGGUCCCAGCGGGGCAGGGUGCUGAGUGCCGUGCCAGGGAGCUGACCGGAGCUCUACAGGGAUCCCAGAAGUGCACUCGCCCCUAGUACACCUCCCACCAUGGCUGGGUCCGACCUGGUGCAGGAGCUGCAGUUGGAGGUUACCUGCUCCAUCUGUACCAAGUACAUGGAGGUGCCUGUGAUGCUGGACUGCGGGCACAACUACUGUGAGGACUGCAUCAUUCAGCACUGGGACAGGGUGGAGGAGGACGAGGAGCCGAGACAGUGCCCCCUAUGCCGCCGGUCCUUCCGACAGCGCAGCUUCCGCCAGAACAAGUCGCUGGCCAACGUGGUGGAGAUUGUGCAGCGGUUCCCCUCCCGGGAUGAGGCCCAGGAUGUGCGCUCCACAUACAACUCCACCAUGGGGAAGGACCCCCAGGGGCAGCAGGUAAAACAGUGA
Messenger RNA from Terrapene triunguis (Three-toed box turtle), 529 nucleotides. Its product is annotated as E3 ubiquitin-protein ligase TRIM11-like. The transcript has a single exon. Lineage: Eukaryota; Metazoa; Chordata; Testudines; Emydidae. The coding region runs from base 191 to 529 and encodes 112 amino acids. The record is from RefSeq and is a predicted model, not a curated record.